Tigriopus californicus is the source of this 2389-nucleotide messenger RNA. Its product is annotated as sodium/potassium-transporting ATPase subunit beta-1-interacting protein-like. Gene Ontology annotation, biological process: regulation of sodium ion transport. NCBI's taxonomy places the organism in Eukaryota, Metazoa, Arthropoda, Copepoda, Harpacticoida, Harpacticidae. The transcript has a single exon. The coding region runs from base 419 to 2275 and encodes 618 amino acids. The record is from RefSeq and is a predicted model, not a curated record.
UCGAACUGGCUUUACCUGAGGCCGGUGAGUCUCGUUGGUCUCGUUGGUCUCCCUCACUUCAAAGAAUGGAGUCUCUCAAGACUCACGGUUAGGAAGAGGAGUUGAUAGAUGGGGGGGGAAGGGGGACGCCAGCGUUGUUGCGUUGUUGCCUCUUGCACUGCCUUCCCCAGCUCCAUCCACCAGGUCCUCACCACCUGGAUGGGUGGAUGCCACAGGAGCGCCCUGAGCGCCUCAAUCAUCUUCUUCCAGAUCUCUGGGUGGGUAGGCAGGUUGGUGGUAGGCAGGGCGGUAGACAAGUAAGUAUUAGAGAGGCACCUAAGGUGAAGGAUGCCCCGUUCCAGAGUCCAGAGUGCGUUGAAGAUGGCGUCUGAGGUGAUUUGUUAUUGUGGGUAGAUCGGGAAUAAGUUCGUGGGCCAUUAUGGCCUUUGGCACCCUUCGGACACUCAUAUACACGUUCUGCGUGCUACAGUUGUUAACCACCAUAGAACGGCAGGUCUUUGACUUCUUGGGGUAUAUGUGGUUGCCCAUAGUGUGGAAUUUUUUCAACAUUGUGUUCCUCAUAUUUUGCAUCUUUGGCGUGAACCAGUACAAAAGGAGCUACGUGUUCACCCACGUGGGAUGGUCCCUCUUGUGGUUGGGUUGGAAUGCUUUCGUGAUUUGUUUCUACUUAGACUUGGGUUCCUUGGACCGCAAUGAAGACCUGCUGAGCUUUGGCACGGGUAGCUUUAGUUGGUGGUUGGCCAAUGGCUACGGGUGCCACCCGGAAUAUUACCACAAUGCGAGCACCUUCGACUUGAACGAUGGCAAGGCCGGAUAUUUCCCACUUCGACCCAGCCAGGUCUAUGGUUGCGCCGUCGAGUAUUACUAUGUGGAAGUGAUUCACGCCUCCGUUCAGAUCACCCUCACGUUGGUGGUAGUGGCUCUAGUUCUUUAUUUCUGCUACAUGCUUCAAACCAAAGCCGGGCAAUCCCAAAAGUCCCAGAUCCAUGGCGGGAAAGCGCCCUUGUAUUCCAUUGAGUACAGUCCACAGGUCAAUGAUAGCCAAAUGAGUGGCACAUUGAUGCAGGAAACCACUUUGUAUGCCAACACCACAGACAGUGUACGGGCACAAAUGACCCCGCGAAGGGUCAAGCGCCGGUCCCAUGGUAGGAGCUCCACUCGGAGUGUGGCCCAUCCCAAGUCUUCCUUGAACCGCAAUCGUCGUUCCAGCACCAGGAGCUUGGGUCAUGUUAACAUUGGUAGCAUGCGCAGUAGCCAAAAGACCGUCAAUCCGGUCACCCGACUCUUGGACCAUCCAUCCCAUGCUGGUGCGACGGGAGCUCCACUGCGGCAUGCAUUGGAUUCGUCCACUUCGGACGAGUUCAACAAACAGAGCGAAGAGUACGGACAGAUUAAUCCGGCCUAUGAGUCGUCACGACCCAAUUCCCUGUAUUCAUCUUCCGUCAAUGGGGCUGCAGCCAGGGGUAGCGAUCCCCAAGACCGACCCCCGUCCACUCUUACGUCUUAUUCCAAUUUCCAUGGGCAGCGCAAGCCAGUCAAGGGCCCUUCCAUACCCAAUCCCACAGUUUUGACCCAGAGUGCAUUCAAUGGUCCACUCCCUGGGGCGUCUGCGACAAACCCCAACAUGAGUUUCGACGACCUACCCCCACCCCCGUCACCCAUCGCCGGCUCCCCCAUUCUAUCCCGGCAAGAUCUCAGUACUGGCCAAGUGCCCGUACCCCAACAGAGGAACCAGUCCCGCCGAAAUGAGUAUGUGAACAUGCCCAUGUCCUCUGCCACCAACCAGGACCGCACAUUGCCGCCCAUUCCCAACGGUGGUCUUAGUCACUACAACACCGAAGGCAAUGACACACAGACCCUCAGAGCUAAUGACCGACUCCUACCCCCUCCUCAAGCCAACGGGUACGCUCAUCAUAACGGAGGUGUACGACCCAAAACUAGUUCGUUGUUGUACCGCAAGGACCCCAGUUUCCCCGCCCCACCGGCUUCCACGGACGAGGAGUACGGCUUUUCGCAGCCUGUUAACCCGCUCGACCAUGGGCACUACCCACCACAGCCGCAACAAAACCAUCACCAACAGCAGCAGCAGCAGCAACAACAACAGCAACAGCAACAACAACAACAACGACAACAGCAGCAACAGCAACAACGGCAGUUACAGCAACAACCCAAAAAGAUUAACAUAGACUAUUCCCAAGAUGCGAAUGGGUAUGGCAAUGCUCAUGGCGGGAAUUGCAAAUGUUAUCGAUGUCAGAGAAAGCUCACUGCCAUUUAGGAGUAGCUCCGUUGUUUCCAAAACAUUUUUGUGCCCUUAAGCAUUGCUCUUGAAUGUUCCCUUUCUUGUAUUAUUACAUAGGUUGACAAAUAAAUAGAUUGAUAUAUAAAUAUA